AUGUCGUCCCCGGCACCUGCCAACACUUCCGGGAGCAACCUGCAGGUUCUCCCACCUAUUCUCACGAAUGAACCAGUGAAACACUCGCCGAGUGCAAAGGACCGCUUGUCGACCUACUCGAACGUGUCCUUCACGUCGCAAAACCGCUCGCGCCCGGGCUCGCACGUAUUCCCGAUCUUCCAUUCCAGCCUUUCCUACACUCUGGUGCGAGAUUUUGCAUACCCCUCGAUACACCCGCUGCACUAUGGACCUCCACCCCCACGCGGUUCGGGUGUUUCCACCCCCGCCAGUGAAUAUCGCCGCUUGUCGGACCCCCCCGGUUCGUGGGAUACCUCACGAGGUCCGUGGGCAUCUGGCCCCUGGAGUACAGAGAGCAGUCAUGGACAAGGUCAUCAACAGCUGCCAGCCAUGUCGUUCGGUGAUGGUCCGCCUUACAGUGAAGAUGAAGACCUCCAUAGCCCGGUAGUGACCACGGCGCGCCAGCGCAAGAAGUCCACGGGUACAGAAUUGAACGGCGAUGAGCAAGUUGCAGGAGCUGGACUGGACCGCGGUACAUAUGUUGGAAUGAAUGCCGAUGGCAGUGAAACAUAUUACGUGAACAGCGGGGAUCCGAUGGAAGAUGGGCCAGGUGGAGAGUAUGUCACAUACCCGGCAAAUCAAGGACGGCAUUCAUACUAUGGCAGUGGCCCGCAAUGGUUUGUGCCUGCAGCUGGCUUUGAACCCGAGGAAGACUACACGGGCGGCGACCGGUACUCCAAUGACUAUCAAUUUGCGGUCGGCUGUCCGGAUGAGGAAAUGCAUGGAAAAGCCGUGGCUCUCUUUGACUUUACUCGCGAACAUGAGAAUGAGCUUCCUCUCACAGAGGGCCAAGUGAUAUACGUCUCAUACCGACAUGGCCAAGGCUGGUUGGUUGCAGAGGACCCCAAGACAGGAGAAAACGGUCUUGUCCCAGAGGAGUUCGUGCGGCUCCUUCGCGAUAUCGAAGGUGGGCUUACUUCUCUAAAUGGAGAACCUGGCCCAGAUAUUGCGGACGAUAGUGCGUCUCUCAGCAUAGACACGAGCGAAGACAGUCAUGAUUCAACCCCUGUCAACACCGGUCAAUCUACCCCUACGCCUAACCAGGGCGAUCAUCACGGUGCAAAUGGCAAUACCCCAGUGACCAUCUCGGUUGGUCACGCAGAUGAACCCGAUACCGUCUCGGAAAGCAAGACUUCCGGUGGCGGCAAUCGUUCUAGUCAGUUGGCGAAAACCUGA
Penicillium argentinense is the source of this 1254-nucleotide messenger RNA. Its product is annotated as adaptor protein NBP2. The record is from RefSeq and is a predicted model, not a curated record. The transcript has a single exon. Lineage: Eukaryota; Fungi; Ascomycota; Eurotiomycetes; Eurotiales; Aspergillaceae. Gene Ontology annotation, molecular function: protein binding. The coding region runs from base 1 to 1254 and encodes 417 amino acids.